Colletotrichum tamarilloi is the source of this 1872-nucleotide messenger RNA. RefSeq lists its product as uncharacterized. The coding region runs from base 1 to 1872 and encodes 623 amino acids. The transcript has 3 exons. The record is from RefSeq and is a predicted model, not a curated record. Lineage: Eukaryota; Fungi; Ascomycota; Sordariomycetes; Glomerellales; Glomerellaceae.
AUGGCACUAGAGAAGAAACCAGAUCAGUCCGGGAAUUCGGGGCAGGACAAGAAGUCGGAGCCGCCUAAGAAAGUGGAACAACCCAAGAAAACAGAACAAUGUAAGAAACAGGCGCAGUCCAAAACACCAGAGCAGCUCAAGAAAUUGGAACCAUGUAAGAAAUUGGGGCAAUCUAAGACCUCGGGGCAACCCAAGAUACCAGAACAGCCUAAGAAGUCAAAGCACCUUAUGGAUUCGGAACAGUCUACGAAACCAGAACAGAAGCUGAAGAACCAAGAGCAGGAAAGGCCAAAAGAGGUGAAGAAAUCAGAACAGGCUGUGGGCCAGCUUGGUCCGCAGACUGCGUCAUGCCAAGCCCUCAUUCGCACAGCCUGUCCUCAAUAUCUGACGUCCGAGGAAUUUGAGCAGAUAAUUAGACAGUUCAAAAUUUGCCCCUGGCUGGAGAAUAAGCAGGUGUUAUGGAGCGGGUUGAUGAAGGAUCAGGUUCAAGAAUGGGCAGCUCAACGAGGGAUGCAGACGCUCACCACCGCCAUGGGACCAUUGAUGGACUCGGGCAAUCCCCUAUGCUUGCGACAAACGAAAAGCUCCUGCGCGUGGUCGAAGUAUAUCAAAGGAGCUUCCCUUGUCUUUGCGUGGCGUAUUUCUCAAGGCUCAUACACUACUGUCCUAACUCCGCCACCGCCAGAACGGUUUCACCCAGACGGAUUAACCAACUGGCAAGACAUAGAGGAGCCCGUCUUGAAGGGUCGUCUAGGCACCCCGACGUCAUGUGCAAUCUUGCUAGUUCAUCCAGCUGUCCAAGAAGCUCAAAACUUCCGCUAUCAGGUGUGGCCGGUAGACUACACAGAUAAAUGGCUCAAGAAAUUCAAAGUCAAUCAAGCCUCGAUUCACACCUGGAGAACUAUAUCUAAAUCAAGAGCCCACACAUCAUGGAUGGUCCCUACUGACGAGCCACUCAAGUCGGCGGAUACGAUCAAGUUGAGCACCACACGCAAAGCCAAUGCCGUAACACUAGCCAGCACAGCUUCGAGGGAUAAUAAUGCCUCCGCAGAUCCAAGAUGUUUGCUACAAAGUCAAGUAAACAUCCCUGAAAUUGAAUUGGGUGGAGAGAAGAGACUAGUUAUGCCACAAGUCACCAAAGCUUCAGGCACUACGAUGUCUCCUCCCAGCCCAACACUGUCUCUAAAAAACCAACAGAGCAGACGUCGAGUUGGAGUUGAUGCAGCAACUCAGACUAUCCAAGUGUCAUUCCCUGGGUCACAAAUCGUCAACGCCUCAAGCGAUGAAGCCCUGCCCCCUGCUUCAGGAGGCCAGCCGCAAUGCCAAAAGAGCAUGGGCCAGACUAAAGCAGGAACUGCAGUACAUCUUGGUUUGAUGCCAUGGAACAGGGCCAAGAUGAGUGAAAUCAAGACACCAUGUCCCUUUACUAAUGGCGGCUCGGCUUCUCAAGCAAUACCAGUGAAUUCAAAGGCUGCCAAGAAAGCUGCUAAGAAAGCAUCAAAACGGUUCAUCAAAGAACAGUCUUUGAGAGAAGCUCAAGAGACACUGGAAUCUGGCGUGGCCAUCGGGAGGCUAUUCCACAAAGACAAACUAGUGGACAAACCCCAGGCAGUCUAUGUUGAUACCUCCAGCACCUUGAGCAACUUUUCAGCGCCAACAGUAACAGUAUAUGGAAUGGAUUUUGCAAGCCACGAUCUGCCUGGACAUAAAAGGAAAGAUAAGAACAAAAGAAAGAAGGCGACGGCGGUUGCGAGCAUCACUGUGGAAGAUGCGCAAGUCACCGCGUUCACACAGCCUACAAGGGAAUAUGCAUACAGCUGUCUUGGACCAGUGGACCCCAGCGCGCUGAGGAAGUCCUACUGGGUAGACUGA